AAAAGCGCUGCAAAUGUGCUGAAAAUUCGUUCAUUGAAACAGUGAUGGUUGCGCAACGACGUCGUUCUGUUGCAGGCGUGGGUAGGGUGGUGGUUUACGGCGUUACUUGGAGUCUGUGAUAGGCAUGUGCAUCUAUAUCAUAUCGACACUCAGUCACCGUCAAAUCGAAUCGGAGAAUUGAAAUCAGCAGAGGAAUCAGAAUCAAAGCCCCGAAUGGCGCCGCCGCCACCACCCAAAUCAAGAGGGGCUACUCAGGUAAGCAGCAAUGCUUCCAGGAUUCAGUUCUUUUCCCUUCUCCUCGCUCUGCAAUACGGCGCUCAACCUUUGAUCUCCAAACGCUUUGUCAGACGUGAGGUUAUUGUGACUUCAUCUGUUUUGAUAUGUGAGCUAGCAAAGGUUUUAUGUGCAUUGUUUAUCAUGGCAAAAGAUGGUACUCUAAGGAAAGCGUAUAAAGAAUGNAACUUCUCAGCAACCGCAGCCAAGUAUGGUGCACGAAGCCACUAG
This is a messenger RNA of Vigna umbellata (rice bean), 504 nucleotides long. Lineage: Eukaryota; Viridiplantae; Streptophyta; Magnoliopsida; Fabales; Fabaceae. The record is from RefSeq and is a predicted model, not a curated record.